AGAACAUAAACAAACUACUAUCGCUCCUCUACUACUAAACUCUUUCUUACAAUAUGGAUCCAUUGAAAACAGAAGAAAAUCAUGAAACGCAAUCAAAGAGUUUUAAAACAAAGCAAAUACGAAUGAAUGAAUGGAAGCAUCCAUCAGAGAAAGUGGAUGGUCGAUGGUUGCAGUUGGAUGCAAGAGUUAAUCGUACUGUUGAAGAUCUUGAAAUUUCGAACUAUAACUUGCAAAUAAUCAAUGAGGGCUUGGAAAAAAAAUUAGAAGAAGCUACAACCCAAUCUUCACCGGAAGAAAAGCAGGCUCCCAGUAGCCUAUUGCAAACAAAAGCAGAUGAAGAAAAGGUUUUGCUGCAUUCUGUCAAUAAUGUACUAGACAAUUUCAUUUCAAUUGUUGAUGGGAUGGUUCAACAAGCAAAUGAUGUCUUGGAUGACUAGUAAAGCAGGGUAGAUCUCCAUUUUACCAAACAGCAUAGCCUUUCCAAAAUCUGAAUCCCGGCUUGAUUUGCUUCAGGUUGGAUGCUUGAGCCCCUGUACUUAAUGAUACAGUGAAAAGAGACCUGUUCUUUAGCAGGCCACACAUUGAGAUAUCUCUCACCUUAAAACACACAAGAAAACAUCAUGCUGAGUUUCAAAAAUUAUAGCAUUCAAAUAUUGAAUUUCAUCUCUUGAUUAGGCCAUCUACUUUGAGCAUUUACAUAUUUAUUGUCAAAACAAAAGACAGAGGAAGAUUUAAUUGUAUUUAUUCUUUAAGUUAAUAUUUCAGAAAAUAUUUUUCUCAUUGUAUCCGGGCCUUAAGAGUGGAAUUUCACCUUGUCCUUGGUGGUCCCUACUUCUCCAAAGUGUUGCCAAGUUCCUACGCGAGCCAUCAUCCAAAA
Schizosaccharomyces cryophilus OY26 is the source of this 877-nucleotide messenger RNA. RefSeq lists its product as uncharacterized. Lineage: Eukaryota; Fungi; Ascomycota; Schizosaccharomycetes; Schizosaccharomycetales; Schizosaccharomycetaceae. The transcript is spliced from 2 exons. The record is from RefSeq and is a predicted model, not a curated record. Bases 54 to 437 code for a protein of 127 amino acids.